AAUAAUAUUCUUCGUUGAGGAAGAAGGUUGGAGGGGGAAGGAGGGAAUUGGAUUCUUGAAGGCGAUGCAACCGCCUACCCUGCUGUCUCUCACCAUCGACUCCGCCCUCCGCCACAUCGCCCACAUCGCCGAUCUAUCCGCCAUCCCUGACCCCAUCGUCCUCGAGCUCUUCUGGAAAACCUUGCAGGCAGGAAAGUUGACAGAGAAGGUGUUGAAGCUAUUCAUGGCAACUGGCAAUGAAGAUAUUCUAUCCUUUGUUCAUCGCCUUAAUAUUAAACCAACCCUUACCCCCGUCCUUCCGACCAGGUGCUCCGAGAAAUUCUAGAUCACACAGUGUUCUUUUUUUGCAUUUAGAUUUUUUCAUCGUGUCCUAAAAGAGUUGAUGUUCACAUGGUGAUUGCUGGCGCUUCAACCUAACCUCACUGCUUCUCUGAUAAUGUAAGGGAGGUUAUGCUCGUUUUCUCUUGAGCAUUAUAGAAGAUCCCGACAUGGAUGGCCAAAAAAUCUUCACUGCUUUUCUGGUGAUAAUUAUCAAGGUCUUGCUCAUUCCUUUUGAUGACUAUAGAAGACCCUGACAAGGAAUGCCUCCAAAUCCCAAGGUGCUACACCGGUUCUGACAUGGAACAAUUGCACUUGUCACUGUAAAGAAUUGUCUAUCGGCAAUUGUCUUUCGGCACAGCACACAGCCAAUGUACAGACAUCCACCACAUAAUUCUUGUGCAACACAGUCUAUGAGCCAUAUCUGAAGAUUUUCUCUGUGGAUAUCAUUCAGUUGGGGGAUAUCUGAAUGCUUGGUAUCCUGCAGAGUGGACUUGAAUGUUAUCGAAAAUGGUGCCCCAACUAAGAUUGUGACUAUGGUGUCCUGCGGCUUGUGGCUUGGGAUGCCAUGUUGACUGUUUCACAGAGGGUGAUGGUGCCAGUUUCAUGGCAUCAAUGUUGCUCAACAGUAAGGUCAUGGGGCCUGCAUUGUUUCCGGAACUGUGUUUGACAGGCAUAGGAAGGAAGCUGGCACAAGACCGCGGAGAAUAUAUGAUGGGCAUAGCAGCUUAAGGUGAUCUUCAUUUGGAACUUGAAAUGAAGAGUUAGAUGCCAUAAGGGGGUUGACACAUGGAGUUUGGAAGAUAUAAUGGGAAGGGCUGAAGCCAAUAAAUGAGGUUGUGUGGCUUAUUCCAAUCAGUGAGGCUCCACAGGAUGUCAGUCACAGCAUAUCUUUUAUUGUUAUCGCUAUGAUGGUUUAGCUGCAGAGGUGGUGGAAAUGUUGCAAGCUCCGGAUCUCAACUGUCAAGGGUCAUAAGGUCGAUUGGGCACCUUCCUCUCUCCUCUUCUGAGUUAUCUGCUGGUCUUUUUACUGCCACAAAAUGAAUAUGGUUGUGUUCUCUAAGAACACUUCAAGUUACUCGAGAAUGGAUUUAUGAAGUAGAUUAUUGAUUUGCAUUAGCAACACCGGCAUGUCGCUGGAAUUCACUGCAAGUCAUGAAUGGCCAACUGUGCCAAAGCUAUUAUUGUCCCUUUGGGGGGGUUCGCAUGCAUUGUCCGCUCCACAAGCUUGGUUUAUUUUUGGUUCUUGUGUUUACCAGAAUGAGGCUAGUACUAUAUUUUUUUUGGAGUCUCCCACCAAUUAAAAGUGCAGGCAGGAAAGUUGACAGAGAAGGUGUUGAAGCUAUUCAUGGCAACUGGCAAUGAAGAUAUUCUAUCCUUUGUUCAUCGCCUUAAUAUUAAACCAACCCUUACCCCCGUCCUUCCGACCAGGUGCUCCGAGAAAUUCUAGAUCACACAGUGUUCUUUUUUUGCAUUUAGAUUUUUUCAUCGUGUCCUAAAAGAGUUGAUGUUCACAUGGUGAUUGCUGGCGCUUCAACCUAACCUCACUGCUUCUCUGAUAAUGUAAGGGAGGUUAUGCUCGUUUUCUCUUGAGCAUUAUAGAAGAUCCCGACAUGGAUGGCCAAAAAAUCUUCACUGCUUUUCUGGUGAUAAUUAUCAAGGUCUUGCUCAUUCCUUUUGAUGACUAUAGAAGACCCUGACAAGGAAUGCCUCCAAAUCCCAAGGUGCUACACCGGUUCUGACAUGGAACAAUUGCACUUGUCACUGUAAAGAAUUGUCUAUCGGCAAUUGUCUUUCGGCACAGCACACAGCCAAUGUACAGACAUCCACCACAUAAUUCUUGUGCAACACAGUCUAUGAGCCAUAUCUGAAGAUUUUCUCUGUGGAUAUCAUUCAGUUGGGGGAUAUCUGAAUGCUUGGUAUCCUGCAGAGUGGACUUGAAUGUUAUCGAAAAUGGUGCCCCAACUAAGAUUGUGACUAUGGUGUCCUGCGGCUUGUGGCUUGGGAUGCCAUGUUGACUGUUUCACAGAGGGUGAUGGUGCCAGUUUCAUGGCAUCAAUGUUGCUCAACAGUAAGGUCAUGGGGCCUGCAUUGUUUCCGGAACUGUGUUUGACAGGCAUAGGAAGGAAGCUGGCACAAGACCGCGGAGAAUAUAUGAUGGGCAUAGCAGCUUAAGGUGAUCUUCAUUUGGAACUUGAAAUGAAGAGUUAGAUGCCAUAAGGGGGUUGACACAUGGAGUUUGGAAGAUAUAAUGGGAAGGGCUGAAGCCAAUAAAUGAGGUUGUGUGGCUUAUUCCAAUCAGUGAGGCUCCACAGGAUGUCAGUCACAGCAUAUCUUUUAUUGUUAUCGCUAUGAUGGUUUAGCUGCAGAGGUGGUGGAAAUGUUGCAAGCUCCGGAUCUCAACUGUCAAGGGUCAUAAGGUCGAUUGGGCACCUUCCUCUCUCCUCUUCUGAGUUAUCUGCUGGUCUUUUUACUGCCACAAAAUGAAUAUGGUUGUGUUCUCUAAGAACACUUCAAGUUACUCGAGAAUGGAUUUAUGAAGUAGAUUAUUGAUUUGCAUUAGCAACACCGGCAUGUCGCUGGAAUUCACUGCAAGUCAUGAAUGGCCAACUGUGCCAAAGCUAUUAUUGUCCCUUUGGGGGGGUUCGCAUGCAUUGUCCGCUCCACAAGCUUGGUUUAUUUUUGGUUCUUGUGUUUACCAGAAUGAGGCUAGUACUAUAUUUUUUUUGGAGUCUCCCACCAAUUAAAAGUGCAGGCAGGAAAGUUGACAGAGAAGGUGUUGAAGCUAUUCAUGGCAACUGGCAAUGAAGAUAUUCUAUCCUUUGUUCAUCGCCUUAAUAUUAAACCAACCCUUACCCCCGUCCUUCCGACCAGGUGCUCCGAGAAAUUCUAGAUCACACAGUGUUCUUUUUUUGCAUUUAGAUUUUUUCAUCGUGUCCUAAAAGAGUUGAUGUUCACAUGGUGAUUGCUGGCGCUUCAACCUAACCUCACUGCUUCUCUGAUAAUGUAAGGGAGGUUAUGCUCGUUUUCUCUUGAGCAUUAUAGAAGAUCCCGACAUGGAUGGCCAAAAAAUCUUCACUGCUUUUCUGGUGAUAAUUAUCAAGGUCUUGCUCAUUCCUUUUGAUGACUAUAGAAGACCCUGACAAGGAAUGCCUCCAAAUCCCAAGGUGCUACACCGGUUCUGACAUGGAACAAUUGCACUUGUCACUGUAAAGAAUUGUCUAUCGGCAAUUGUCUUUCGGCACAGCACACAGCCAAUGUACAGACAUCCACCACAUAAUUCUUGUGCAACACAGUCUAUGAGCCAUAUCUGAAGAUUUUCUCUGUGGAUAUCAUUCAGUUGGGGGAUAUCUGAAUGCUUGGUAUCCUGCAGAGUGGACUUGAAUGUUAUCGAAAAUGGUGCCCCAACUAAGAUUGUGACUAUGGUGUCCUGCGGCUUGUGGCUUGGGAUGCCAUGUUGACUGUUUCACAGAGGGUGAUGGUGCCAGUUUCAUGGCAUCAAUGUUGCUCAACAGUAAGGUCAUGGGGCCUGCAUUGUUUCCGGAACUGUGUUUGACAGGCAUAGGAAGGAAGCUGGCACAAGACCGCGGAGAAUAUAUGAUGGGCAUAGCAGCUUAAGGUGAUCUUCAUUUGGAACUUGAAAUGAAGAGUUAGAUGCCAUAAGGGGGUUGACACAUGGAGUUUGGAAGAUAUAAUGGGAAGGGCUGAAGCCAAUAAAUGAGGUUGUGUGGCUUAUUCCAAUCAGUGAGGCUCCACAGGAUGUCAGUCACAGCAUAUCUUUUAUUGUUAUCGCUAUGAUGGUUUAGCUGCAGAGGUGGUGGAAAUGUUGCAAGCUCCGGAUCUCAACUGUCAAGGGUCAUAAGGUCGAUUGGGCACCUUCCUCUCUCCUCUUCUGAGUUAUCUGCUGGUCUUUUUACUGCCACAAAAUGAAUAUGGUUGUGUUCUCUAAGAACACUUCAAGUUACUCGAGAAUGGAUUUAUGAAGUAGAUUAUUGAUUUGCAUUAGCAACACCGGCAUGUCGCUGGAAUUCACUGCAAGUCAUGAAUGGCCAACUGUGCCAAAGCUAUUAUUGUCCCUUUGGGGGGGUUCGCAUGCAUUGUCCGCUCCACAAGCUUGGUUUAUUUUUGGUUCUUGUGUUUACCAGAAUGAGGCUAGUACUAUAUUUUUUUUGGAGUCUCCCACCAAUUAAAAGUGCAGGUCAGUGCAUAUGAUGUGUGUGUGUAGUCUUUGUUACAUAUUGUGAUCAAUUGAUCAUGAAUAAGCCAACACAGGUGGUGCAACAACACGGUAGCUAUAUAGUGUUUUCAUGAAAUCAGGGUUCGUUUUAAUGCUAUUUAUCAUGUUAUUUUCUUUUUUAA
Messenger RNA from Musa acuminata AAA Group (dessert banana), 4677 nucleotides. RefSeq lists its product as uncharacterized. The coding region runs from base 65 to 325 and encodes 86 amino acids. The transcript has 7 exons. Lineage: Eukaryota; Viridiplantae; Streptophyta; Magnoliopsida; Zingiberales; Musaceae. The record is from RefSeq and is a predicted model, not a curated record.